Messenger RNA from Zerene cesonia (dogface butterfly), 875 nucleotides. It is a transcript of the gene hJHBP, whose product is annotated as juvenile hormone-binding protein-like. NCBI's taxonomy places the organism in Eukaryota, Metazoa, Arthropoda, Insecta, Lepidoptera, Pieridae. The transcript is spliced from 5 exons. The record is from RefSeq and is a predicted model, not a curated record. The coding region runs from base 102 to 830 and encodes 242 amino acids.
ACGACAAUUAUUUGCAUUGCUGUAAUCUAACGUAUAUAAAGUAAGUGUUUAGUUGGUUUAUUCAGCCGUAAUUGUGUCAGUAGUGGAUCUGAGGAGCCAAGAUGCUGUCAGCUCGUGUGUUGGUCUUACUCGUGUCCUGCUUAACUGUUUUUUGUGAAGAUUCUUUUCUCUCACCAUGUGACAUAACCGACACGGAAUGCCUGCGAAAGUCGACACAAACCUUUCUGGCGAAGACUGCAGCUGGCGUUCCAGAGUAUGACAUAAAAGCUAUCGACCCACUUAUAAUACCAUCGUUGGAUAUUCUAUUCAAUGAGGAGCUGGGAAUGUCGAAUCACUAUAAAAACUUAACCGUAGUAGGAUUGAAAAAUCAACAAUUAUCUUCAUUCAGCUUAAAUAAAGAAACGAAGGCCGUUGAAUUGCAAACAAAGGUGAAUCUCGUUAUUUCUGGGGACAUCACCCUUGAGGCGAAGAAAAAGGAAAAAUCAUUACCCGGCACCAUUUCAAUAAAAGGAAGUGCGUUGUGUACAGCCAAGUACAACUACAAUUUCCAAACCGAUGACAAGGGUGUAUCGCAUUUUGUAUUGGGCCCAGAAAUAAUUACCUGCGACCCUAUUGGAGAUCCUGAUUUGCAAUUGAACCCUGAAUUAGUAAAGGAUAUCAAAGAAGCAACCGAUUUAAAAGAAGAAAAGGUAUAUUGGGGCUCACACAGGGAGGAAAAUUAUAAGAAGAUCUUUUGUAGCAUCGUCGGAGAGGCGUAUGUAACAGUCGUGCACAAUAUUAGAGCGGCCGCCAAAGUACUGCCCAAGGAAGCAUUCUUGAAGGACCUUUGAAGUAUUUUCAUUCUUUUGUAAAAUAAAUAAUAUUGUUUCAUCUCG